CUAGCGUCAGAGCCCAAUAUGGCUCGAAACACUUCAUGUCUUUACCAGCAAUUUCAUGAUUACAAGGUCGAUUUUCUCGUCCAGGUUUAUGAAUCUUCCGAUUCAGGCUGGCCAAAAGGAGACGACCAUUCACAUUCCUGAGUAUAUCUGAUACCCUUUGUCUUUUUAUAUUUGCUUUUGCUCAGCCUCCAGCAUGUGGUCUUCGUAUUGGAAAGCCUGCAUACUAGGCCUUCUAUGUACAAUUUUGACACGAAACCUCGUCGCUGCGAUCGGAUUGGCAAACAUUACCGCCGAACUCGAACCUCGACUCUCCCCGGGUGCAAGAAUCAUUCUUCCAAACAACACAGACUUCGAGUUGGCCACCUAUCGGUGGUCUACUUUUGCUCAGCCUCGUUUCACCGUUGUUGUUGAGGUCGCUACGGAAAGAGACGUCGAGGAAACAGUCAAAUAUGCCAACGAUCAGAAAUUACCCUUCCUAGCUGUAUCCGGUGCUCAUGCAUUUACAGCCUCUUUGGCCAAUUUUCAUUAUGGUAUCGAGAUCUGGCUCCAUAGACUCGACUGGACCUUUGUCUCAGAGGACGGUGAUACUGCUACCAUAGGUGGCGGUAUCCUGACUGGCCAUCUCAUAGAGGCCUUGUGGAGAAAGGCGAAGUAUGCAGUAACCGGCUUGUGUGAAUGCACUAGUUUUGUGGGUCCGGUCCUCGGAGCAGGUCACUCUGUUCUACAGGGGAAGUACGGCUUUGCCACUGAUCAACUAAUUUCAAUGCACCUUGUGACCGCAGAAGGAGAGAUCCUCGACGUCUCGGCCUCCGAGCCUGAUCCUGACCUCUUUUGGGCCAUACAGGGCGCAGGUCAUAACUUUGGGAUUGUCACUUCAGCCACUGUAAAGAUAUAUGAUAUUCCCGAUCGAGGUCUCUGGGCUCACGAAGACUACACCUACGGCCGUGAGAGUGUGGAAAGUCUUUUUGAGACAUGGAAUCGAUUCCUUCCACAUCAACCUCCUACCGUUGUCCUUGUGGGCUUUAUUUUGCGAAACGCCAGCAUAGAUGCUGUGAACCCCGUGGUACAGCUCUCUAUCAUGCAGGAGAAUGUGACAUAUGUUGAUCCCAGUAUUACCGAUGCUUUUCGCAGUAUCAAUCCUAUCUCUAUCCGCUCCGGCCUCGGAACAUACAGGGAUCUUGCAAGGUGGACCCGGUUCGAUUUCAACAAUCCUGUGUAUUGUACCGCAAGGAAUUGGUCCGCGACCCAUUUUCCAACUGGACUCCUCCAAUGGAAUGCGACGGCGCAGCGCAUGGCGUACGAUGUCUUUUCAAGGAUCACGGCGAAAAAUUCGCCAUUCAAUACUUCUGAGUUCUUGCUUGAGGGCUUUCCGAUGCAGGGCGUCCAAGCCGUCCCGGAAGAUUCCACAGCAUACCCUAACAGGGAGGACAAUAUAGUCGCCUAUCCCCUUAUCGGGUACCGUACAAACGCGAGCUUGGAUCACAUGGCUGUUGAGGCCGGCGAAGCACUUAGGCGAAUAAUGGUCGAGAGCAGCGGUCGGGAGGAACUGCACGCAUACGUUAACUAUGCUCUUGGCGAUGAAUCACCUGAGCAGGUUUAUGGCUAUGAGGAAUGGCGCUUGGAAAAGCUGAAGGAGCUGAAGAAGACAUAUGAUCCUGAGAGGCGUUUCAGUUACUUUGAACCUAUUCCGAUCUGACCAUUCUCCUGGAGCCUCGCUCGUGUGUGGUGA
This is a messenger RNA of Aspergillus saccharolyticus JOP 1030-1, 1729 nucleotides long. Its product is annotated as putative FAD-dependent oxygenase. The record is from RefSeq and is a predicted model, not a curated record. Bases 194 to 1696 code for a protein of 500 amino acids. The transcript has 4 exons. Lineage: Eukaryota; Fungi; Ascomycota; Eurotiomycetes; Eurotiales; Aspergillaceae. Gene Ontology annotation, molecular function: oxidoreductase activity; FAD binding.